AUGACGGAGAGAGUCAGUAUCUUCAUUACACUGUUAUCUCUUGCUGCCUUGUACUGGGUGGUAUCCACAUGCCAUUCUUUAGUGGUUGGAGUUUUCAGCCUGUAUAUUUUCUUUUUUGAUGAGGCUGCUAUAGCUGAUCCACUUUGGGGUGAUCCAUCGCUUGGGAGUGUGAAUAUUGCUAUUACUUCAGGCUACCUCGUUUCUGAUUUGUUGCUUCUUGUUUUGUAUUGGAGAGCGAUUGGUGACAAACUUUUUGUAAUUCACCAUUGUACAGCGCUGUAUGCAUACCAUUUUGUACUGAAGGAUGGAGUACUGGUAUACAUUGGGAAUUUUCGUCUGAUAGCAGAGCUUUCCAGCCCAUUUGUGAAUCAGCGAUGGUUCUUUGAAACUCUGAAGUAUCCAAAGUUUUCCAAAGCUAACGUCAUCAAUGGAGUACUCAUGACAGUGGUGUUUUUCAUCGUACGGAUUGUUGUGAUACCUCCUUUUUAUCACUUCGUGUGUUCUGUGUAUGGAACGGAACCCUACGUCAGGCUUGGAUUGUUAAGGCAGUGUUCCUGGAUCGGUAGUUGUGUGGUUUUAGAUAUAAUGAAUGUAAUGUGGAUGAUCAAAAUUACAAGGGGGUGCAUCAAAGUCAUCUCUCUAAUCAGACAAGAGAAAGCCAGAAGUCAUCUUCAAAACGGAAAACUUGACUAAAA
Molecule: messenger RNA, 695 nt
Organism: Trichechus manatus latirostris (Florida manatee)
Lineage: Eukaryota; Metazoa; Chordata; Mammalia; Sirenia; Trichechidae
Product: transmembrane protein 56-like
Exons: 8
Coding region: 1-693 (230 amino acids)
Biological process (GO): lipid homeostasis
Cellular component (GO): membrane; endoplasmic reticulum
Source: RefSeq, a predicted model, not a curated record